CCGCCUCCCGCCCUCCCCUGCCUUCCGGCCUCGGGCACCUCCGGCCCCUCUCAGGGGUGGUCUCUGGGCUGUGGCCCCUUUGGGGAGAGGGGCCCGAUCCGAAAGAAGCGACCUAUAGAGGUCUUCAGGCCCGCGUGGGCUGGCGGAGCGCGGCCCCUGACGGCCAGCGAGGCCUCUGACUCUGAGGAUUCUGGGUCCCAACGACUUGCCCACCCCACGAGCAUGUUCGCCUCAACCAGAGAGUUCAGGGCUCCAGUUCAACAGGCUUCCCUAAAUUCUCAGAUAGGGCCUUCCCCGCCCUAAGCAUACCCAGCAAGAGCAUGCGCUAUCCCUGGGCAAGGAGUGGACUUGAGAGUUGGGAUCUGGGAGGCGCGUCCUGGCUGAGUGCGUCCCCUUUGGCCCGGGUGAGGUCUAGGGGGAAGACCAGGAGGGUGCAGAAGCAAAAAUACCACCUCUCUAAGUACAACUUUGGGUGUGUCACUCGACCCUGGUGAGCCUCAGUUUCCACACCACAUCCAUAAAAUGGCGAUGUGUAGGCUACAAGUCUCCUGUGGUCGCGGAGGCUAGAAUUUGACUUUGGAGAGAGGAAAGGAAGAACGGAAGCCUGGUGAAGAGGCAGAGGCUUCCUCUGGAUUCUGGGAGUCAGAUGUUGGAAAUGUUGGGUGGAUUCACAAACUCCCGCUGCUCUCUGGGGCUUUCUGAAGCUCGCCUUUGAACUGAAUUUUGAUGAGCAAACCAGUGUGGCGUUGGUGGCCCCUCCCUUCCUCCAGGCCUCCUGGUGAUGGAAGCCUGAGGGAACCAGUCCUGGCAGCAACACUCCUGAAUUCCUGGUGAUGGGAGGAUGUGGCCCUUGGACCCAUUCCAGAAAGAGGUGCUGAGGUUUGCGGUCAGCUGCCGUGUCCUGACUUUGGUGCUGCAGGCUUUCUUCAAUGCCAUCAUCCCAGAUCACAGUGCAGAUGCCUUCACUCCUCCUCGCCUCGCCCCCUCAGGCUCUGUGGACCAAAUUGUGGAAGGUCUUCUGGGUGGCCUGUCUCACUGGGAUGCUGAACACUUUCUGUUCAUUGCUGAGCACGGCUACCUGUAUGAGCACAACUUUGCCUUCUUCCCUGGCUUCCCUCUAGUCCUGUUGGCAGGAACUGAACUGUUGCGACCCCUGAAGGGGUUGCUGAGCCUACGGAGUUGCCUGUUAAUCUCAGUAGCAUCCCUCAAUUCCUUGUUCUCCGUGCUGGCUGCAGUUGCACUUCAUGACCUGGGCCGUCUGGUUUUGCACUGUCCCCGCCAGGCCUUUUAUGGAGCGUUGCUCUUCUGCCUCAGCCCCGCCAAUGUCUUCCUGGCGGCGGGUUACUCAGAAGCUUUGUUUGCCCUCCUGACAUUCAGCGCCAUGGGGCAGCUGGAAAGGGGCCGAAGCCGGACAAGCGGACUCCUCUUUGCCCUCGCCACCGGCGUGCGCUCCAACGGUCUUGUCAACACUGGCUUCCUCGUGUAUGCUCAGUGCCGAAGCUUUUUCUCUUCUCUCAUGGUGCUGAAUCCUCUGAGAAGCCUCUUGAGGCUGCUGGGCUCUGUGUUACUGUCAGUGCUCACACUUGGCCUUCCCUUUGCCCUCUUUCAGUAUUAUGCCUAUUCCCAGUUCUGUCUGCCGGGCUCAGCUCGCCCCAUCCCCGAGCCCUUCCUGCAGUUAGCUGUGAACAGGAGCUACCGGAUCGCUGACGGAAAUGUGCCGCCUUGGUGCUCCUGGGAGCUCCCCAUCAUCUACAGCUACGUCCAGGACAUCUACUGGAAUGUUGGCUUUUUGAGAUACUAUGAGCUCAAGCAGGUGCCCAAUUUUCUACUGGCUGCCCCAGUGACUGUGCUGGUUGCCUGGGCAACUUGGACAUAUGUGACCACCCACCCUUGGCUCUGCCUUACACUCGGGAUGCGAAGGAACAAGAUCAAUAAGACUCUAGAGAAGCCUGAGCCUGGAUUCCUCAGUCCUCGGGUGUUUGUGUACCUGGUCCACGCUGUAGCGCUGUUGCUGUUUGGUGGUCUGUGCAUGCAUGUUCAGGUUCUCACCAGGUUUUUGGGCUCCUCCACGCCUGUUGUGUACUGGUUUCCAGCUCACUUGCUUCAGGAUCAAGAGCCGCUGCUAAGGUCCCUAGAGACUAUGCCUGGGAAGCCUCUUGCAGGGGACUCCCCACCAGGACAAAAGGUCCCCAGAAAUUCUAUCAUGGGACUUUUGUACAACUGGAAAACCUGUUCUCCAAUCACACAAUGCAUUCUAGGCUACUUCCUGACUUACUGGCUCCUGGGACUACUCCUGCAUUGCAACUUCCUGCCUUGGACAUGACCUGGAGUCUCAGGGGACAGACUGAAGCAGCCUUAACCCAGGGUCUGAAAGUACAAACACAUAUUGGCUCUACCUGCACUGCCCUGCCCUGCUAUCCCUUCUCUGUCCAUUAGAAGCACCCCCUUUCUCUCAUGUGCAUUCUCUUUCUCUCUUUUUUUAAAGAUGGGUUAGGAAUGGGAGAAGUGUGACUCACUAGAGAGCCCUUUCUGGUGCUGGCUAUGGCAAAUUUUAGAGUAGUAACUAUUCUUUGCAAGAGAAGAAAUCGUAUUUCAAGUCUGAAGUACACCUGGAUCUGUCUUGUCAAACAAGCAUAGUAAAGAUACUCUUUUUUUUUUUUUUUUUAAAGAUUUAUUUAUUUUUACAAGCACUGGGUACAGUCAGAAGUGCCGGAGGGUGAGAGAAUUCACCAGAGCAGGAAACAGAAGAGGCAGACUGACGAUACACUGCUGAGGGGAGCAGUGGGCGGCAGGAGAGGUCUGCAUGCCAUAUGGGACCCUCAACCGGUGGCUGGGGAUCGAACGGGUGCUGCAGAGGCUCCGGGCAGCCUCGCAACCCAGCGCUCAACCUCUGCGCCACCAGGGAGGCCCAGUAAAGAUACUCUUAUACUUGCCACUGAACCACAUGUAAAAUUAAAUAUAAAUUAUUGAAAUGUAAAUUUUAUCUCGGGCCUCCCUGGUGGCACAAGGGGUUAAGCAUUGAACUAUGAAGCAAUCUGCAGCCUCUGCAGCACGAAUUCGAUCCCUAGCCGGCCAGGGAGCAACCCAAAUGGUGCAGCAGACCUCUCCUGCCUCGCCUGCUGCUACACCCAGCAGUGUAUUUCAGUCAGUCUGCCUGUUCUAUUCCCCACUCUGGUGAAUCCUCUCACCACCCCCAUCCCCGCAUCUCUGGCCUGUACCCCAGCUCUUGUAUGUAUAAAUGAAUAAAUCUUUAAAAAAAAAAAAGGAAUGUAAAUUUUAUCGAAGGCCCUAAUUGGAGUAGUCUGAAUGUGGGGUGGAGGCCUGCAUAGUGUAGCAGAGGUAAUAAGUGAGAUUAGAUCAUCUUUUCUAAAUGGGAUAUUGUUUAUGAUGAUUUUUUUUAAUGAUUUGUUCAUUUAAAUGAGAAUUCUUAUAUGUGUGGGCCUCCCCAGUGGCGAAGUGGUUGAGCGCUGCGCUGUGAAGCUGCCCACAGCCUCUGCAGCGCCGGUUCAAUCCCCGGCCACCAGCGAGGGUCCCACAUGGCGCGCAGACCUCUCCGUGCCCGCUGCUCCCCUCAGCAGUGUACUUCAUCAGUCUGCCUGUUCUGCUCCCCGCUCUGGCUCUGGUGAAUUCUUUCACACACACACACCCCACACACCACACUUCUGACUGUACCCAGUGCUUGUAUAAAUAAAUCAUUAAAAAAAAAGUCUUGGGCCUCCCCUGGUAGUGCAGUGGUUGAGCACUGGGUUGCGAGGCUGCCCACAGCCUCUGCACUGCCAGUUCGAUCCCCGGCCACCAGCGAGGGUCCCACCCAAAAAAUAAAUAAAAGUCUUAUAUGUGCACAUUAAACAACUUUUGGUUAUACAAUCAAUGAAUUUCCUUUUGUAAAAUAAUACAAACUAUUUUGGGGGAAAAAAAUGGCACAGUAAGAAGAGCAUUGUGCAAGGAGGCUGGAGUCCUGGAUUCUAGACCUCUGGGUGAAACCACACCUACCAGCUGUGACCUUGGGAACAUUUUCAGAUCUUUAGUAGCUCUUCUGAAACUAGGGGGAAUGAUACUGUCCUUCUACCCCUAGUGGGAUGAUAUAAUUGUGGUGAGCCAUGUAACUUUUUAAAGGUCCUUUCAGCUCUAAGUUCUUCAGACCUACUUUUUUUUUUUUCCCCCCUAAAGAUUUAUUUGUACAAGCACUGGGUACAGUUAGAAGCGCAGCAGGGCAAGAGAAUUCACCAGAGCCAGAGCAGGGAGCAGAGCAGGCAGAAGGACCGAAGUACACUGCUGAGGGGAGCAGCGGG
This is a messenger RNA of Talpa occidentalis (Iberian mole), 4292 nucleotides long. It is a transcript of the gene PIGV, whose product is annotated as phosphatidylinositol glycan anchor biosynthesis class V. Lineage: Eukaryota; Metazoa; Chordata; Mammalia; Eulipotyphla; Talpidae. The record is from RefSeq and is a predicted model, not a curated record. Gene Ontology annotation, cellular component: mannosyltransferase complex; endoplasmic reticulum membrane. Bases 842 to 2323 code for a protein of 493 amino acids. Gene Ontology annotation, molecular function: GPI mannosyltransferase activity; alpha-1,6-mannosyltransferase activity. Gene Ontology annotation, biological process: GPI anchor biosynthetic process. The transcript has 6 exons.